GUGAUCGUAGUGUCACGUCAAUCGAACCGGAAGUUACGUAUUUCUAUACGUCGUCCACGUAGCUGGUGAAAUUAAUGUCAGUGGUGGUUUUUCGUCAAUCACAGAGAACAGUGUUUGAAGUAAACGCAAGCAGUAAGCAACAAAACACAAUCAACGAUGGAUCAAGUCACGAAAUUAGUUGAACCUGGCCGCCAGUUUGCCAAAGACAGCAUUCGUCUCGUCAAAAGAUGCACAAAACCAGACCGCAAAGAAUUCCAAAAGAUAGCUAUCGCUACCGCCAUUGGAUUCUGUAUCAUGGGCUUCAUUGGUUUCUUCGUGAAAUUAAUCCACAUUCCCAUCAACAAUAUCAUUGUAGGCUCAUAAGGCUAGGCUACAACUGAAUUGUUUUAACUCUUAAGGUCCAUCAAUGUUAAUUUUCCCACCACCACCCCACCCAUUCUCCUUCUCCCGACCUCUUUAAUUUAUAUCAACGAAAUUAUUAUGGCUGAAUUACAGUAUGUGAUGAUAUGAGUGUGUGAAAAUGAAUUUUGUAAUAAAACUAGUAUUGAACAAAAAUCAUUUCCCGAGUAAUUUGUCCUUUGAAUAACAGGUAUAAUGUGCAGUGAAAAAAUUUGCAAUUUGUAAAGAUAAUGGGAACGAGGAUGUAAAUUGGGAAUAAAAGUGACAGUUCAAGGCACUUUUACACUUUUAUUUAAAGAAUAGAAUUUUUUUCUUCAAGUACAAUACAUAGUAAAAUUUGAAAAGCCAUUUUUUCCAUUGAUUUAAAAAAAAUUUCAGGGCAAUUUCACUUUUCAAUUCGUCGAUAUCUUUUUCAACAGAAAAAUAACUAUCGCAUGGGAACCCAUAGCCAGGUACUGAGUAUAGAAGGAUAUAAAUAUCAAUUCAGCCACUUUAUCCGAUUGAUGAAAAUAAAAAUUGGUAUUAAAUAUUUUUGUAAUAGAAAAAAAUAUAUAUAUAAUAUAUUAUGUAAAUCAUACUUAUAACUAAUGUGCAUUGCGUAUCACGCUGGCAGUAUGCUGUGAACAAAUAUCUCAGGGAGUUAUUUUUUUUUUUUUUAUAUUCCUUCAAUUAAAUUGAUACCAUCAAAUCGAAUAAAAGGUUUGGCAAUUAAUAGAUUAUAUUAGACGAAGUUUAAAGCUAGGAAGCGUUAAAAAAACAAAAACAUUUGAGACUCUUGACAUAUGUGGAGAUUUCUUUUAAGGAAAAAUAAGCUAUCUCCAAAUAGUUAUCGAAUCUCCUGCUAAGGCAAUGCAACGUCAUUUAAAACAUUGAUAAAUUUGAAAGAAAAAAUGUUGUAAUCUAUCAUUAAAUGGUGAUAACGUUUCAUGGAAGCAUCUAAGUCCUUGGACUUUAUGCGUUUGUUUUCGUUUUUUGUGUGAUUUUUUUUUCUCUACAAGCAUUUCGCUAGUAUGCAAUUAACUAGUUAAUUACGCGAAUGCUCAAUCAUCAUCAUUCAAAGUGUGUUUGUAACUCGCAACAUAUUUCCUCCAUUGAUAUAUUCUUCAAAAAAAAAAAAAAAAAUACAUAUACAAAUAAUGGUCUUUGAACAUUGAAUACAAAAUCUCGCGAGAACAAGAGUGACAAAUUGUUGAUCGUAACGACAUGUUGAGGGUAUUUGAAUUAA
Messenger RNA from Neodiprion virginianus, 1624 nucleotides. Its product is annotated as protein transport protein Sec61 subunit gamma. Lineage: Eukaryota; Metazoa; Arthropoda; Insecta; Hymenoptera; Diprionidae. Gene Ontology annotation, biological process: protein targeting; post-translational protein targeting to membrane, translocation. Gene Ontology annotation, cellular component: Ssh1 translocon complex; membrane. The transcript has 4 exons. The coding region runs from base 157 to 363 and encodes 68 amino acids. The record is from RefSeq and is a predicted model, not a curated record. Gene Ontology annotation, molecular function: transmembrane protein transporter activity.